This is a messenger RNA of Emys orbicularis (European pond turtle), 303 nucleotides long. RefSeq names its product C-X-C motif chemokine 10-like. Gene Ontology annotation, molecular function: chemokine activity. NCBI's taxonomy places the organism in Eukaryota, Metazoa, Chordata, Testudines, Emydidae. The transcript has 4 exons. Gene Ontology annotation, cellular component: extracellular region. Gene Ontology annotation, biological process: chemotaxis; immune response; defense response. The record is from RefSeq and is a predicted model, not a curated record. Bases 1 to 303 code for a protein of 100 amino acids.
AUGAAGGGAACCUGGGCUGUCGUCCUUUGUUCACUGCUCCUGAUUGCAGCUGAAAUUCAAGGGCAGCUGACCUCGGGACAAGGACGUUGCAGCUGCACAGAGAAAGGUUCUAAUUUCAUUCAGCCAAAAGCCUUAGGAAAAAUAGAAGUGAUUCCCAAGAGCUCUUCCUGUGACCAUGUUGAGAUCAUUGCGACAAUUAAGUCCACUGGAGAGCAAAGAUGCUUGAACCCGAAUGCCAAAUGGGUGGAGAAGAUGAUGACAGCCCUCAUCAAGAAAAGGUCUUCACAAAGCACUCACCGGUAA